AUGGCGCCCGUGGAGCACGUUGUGGCGGAUGCCGGGGCUUUCCUGCGGGACGCGGCUCUGCAGGACAUUGGGAAGAACAUCUACACCAUCCGGGAUGUGGUCAGCGAGAUUCGGGACAAGGCCACGCGCCGGCGACUCGCCGUCUUGCCCUACGAGCUGCGUUUCAAAGAGCCGUUGCCGGAGUACGUGCGGCUGGUGACUGAGUUUUCAAAGAAAACUGGAGACUAUCCCAGCCUGUCUGCCACAGACAUCCAAGUACUGGCACUUACGUACCAGUUGGAAGCAGAGUUUGUUGGGGUGUCACACUUAAAACAAGAACCAGAAAAGGUUAAAGUGAGCUCAUCGAUUCAGCACCCCGAAACUCCUCUACACAUUUCUGGUUUCCAUCUGCCCUCAAAGCCUAAACCCCCACGAGAAACAGUGGAACGUGAGCACCCAGCCGGUGAGCCCGAGGACCUAGAAUUCAAUUCCUUCAUGUUCUGGAGAAGCCCUUUGCCUAAUAUUGAUCGUGACUUGCAGGAGCUGCUGAUUGACGGAGGAGAGGGUGUUCCAAGUGAGGAGGAGAAGGAAGAGAAUGGGUUUGAAGAAAGAGAGGAAGGUAGUGAUGACGAGGGGGGGUGGAUAACCCCCAGCAACAUCAAGCAGAUCCGGCAGGAUUUUGAACAGUGCACUGUCCCGAGGGACGUGCGUGUUGGCUGUGUGACUACAGACUUUGCCAUGCAGAAUGUUCUGCUUCAGAUGGGGCUGCAUGUGCUGGCGGUGAACGGCAUGCUGAUCCGAGAGGCCCGGAGCCACAUCCUGCGCUGCCACGGCUGUUUCAGGACAACCUCUGACAUGAGCCGAGUGUUCUGUGCACAUUGUGGAAACAAGACCCUGAAGAAAGUGUCUGUGACUGUCAGUGACGACGGAACCCUGCAGAUGCACUUUUCCCGCAACCCCAAGGUGCUGAAUCCUCGGGGCCUCCGGUAUUCGCUUCCCGCUCCCAAAGGGGGCAAAUACGCCGUCAACCCUCAUCUGACUGAGGACCAGCGCUUCCCUCAGCUGCGACUCUCCCGCAAGGCCCGGCAGAAGACGGAUGUGUUCGCCCCAGACUACGUAGCUGGGGUAUCUCCCUUUGCAGAGAACGACAUCUCCAGCCGGUCAGCUACCCUGCAGAUCCGAGACAGCACUUUGGGAGCCGGGAGGAGACGGUUAAAUCCCAAUGCUUCCAGAAAGAAGUUUGUGAAGAAGAGGUGAGGCGCAAGUGCCACAGGCAGACGACGCUGCUGCAGCUGCCGUGUUCUGGAGUCUCGUUUCCCUGGCUCUGCCGGCUCCAGAACCAUCUGGAUGGAGAGAACAGGCCCAGCUUCUGUGUGCUGCUUCCUGAGGCCUGUGGAGGGGUGGGUUGGGUUUGUGGUUGAACUUGGUCAUGCCCUGGCCUGAGAGCACCCAUAGAGCUGGGAUUCCUGCCACGUUGAGGGGAAUUUGAUGAGAACAGAAAGAACAGUGCCCCGGAGCAAGUCUUCAACCUCAAAAGAAGGGAACUUUCAAGAGAGAAUAUUUUUCUAAUAAAUGUGGUUGUAAGCUUCUGUGCAUUUUCAUUAAAUAGGUCAAAUUUUUCUUCUUAAGUAAUUUGAAGGCUAACACUUAAGGGCUUAUACACCAAGAUCAAGCAUUUAGAUUUAUAUUUUUUUCGAGAAAGUAUACUAAGUUUGUUACAAUAAAACUAAGCUCUGCCACUUUCUGUCAUUCAGGAAGUUCAGUGCUGGGGCCUUUCUCCCAAGAUGCACCCAUUGUUCACAUUUCUUCUCAUUUGCUUUUUACCUUCCCAUACAACUACACAAAAUAUCUCCUUGGAAAGGGCUGUUCUUCUAUGUAACCACAGUACAAUGAUCAAAUUCAGGAAACCGGACACAUUACUUUUGUCUAAUGUGUAACAAUUCACGUUUUACUAAACUGUCCCAAUACUGUCCUAGCAUUUCCCCUCAAUUCUAAAGUUGCUCAGCCUUUUUCUUGUGAAAUUGACAUGUUUAAAUAGGACAGGCCAGGUUUUUAAAAUAUCCCUCCAUUUGGAUUUGACAGACUGUUUCCUCAAUGGGAUUGAGAUUUUCACUUGGGCAGGAACGCGGCCUGAGUGGUAAUUAGGUCCUCAGUGCAUUGCACUAAGUGAUGGUAACUCUUGACAACUUGGUAAGUGAACCUGCUGAGUGGAAAUGUUGAACAUAUCAACAUAACUGUGUGUGUGUUUAUGUAUUUGGAGGUAAAUUCUCAAUGAAACCCCUUUGUGUGAUUAAUACAAUGAUGAGACUGUAAUUCUGUGACCCGAGGUCAAGAGGAAGGGUGGUGCAUAUUUACUAACAGCUGCUUAGAUCUCUUCAAACGCUGAGAAUUGACUGAUGUUUAAGAAAUGCUUGUGGAUUAAAAAAAAGAAAGGACACUUGUGGAAUUGAAUGUAUGACUCAGACCAGUUUGGAGAAAAUAGUCAAGCAGCAAAAAA
Miniopterus natalensis is the source of this 2476-nucleotide messenger RNA. RefSeq names its product NIN1 (RPN12) binding protein 1 homolog (gene NOB1). The record is from RefSeq and is a predicted model, not a curated record. NCBI's taxonomy places the organism in Eukaryota, Metazoa, Chordata, Mammalia, Chiroptera, Miniopteridae. Gene Ontology annotation, cellular component: preribosome, small subunit precursor. Gene Ontology annotation, biological process: maturation of SSU-rRNA; ribosomal small subunit biogenesis. Gene Ontology annotation, molecular function: RNA endonuclease activity.